Eptesicus fuscus (big brown bat) is the source of this 1433-nucleotide messenger RNA. It is a transcript of the gene TEKT2, whose product is annotated as tektin 2. The coding region runs from base 117 to 1409 and encodes 430 amino acids. Gene Ontology annotation, biological process: cilium assembly; cilium movement involved in cell motility. Gene Ontology annotation, cellular component: nucleus; microtubule cytoskeleton. The transcript has 10 exons. Lineage: Eukaryota; Metazoa; Chordata; Mammalia; Chiroptera; Vespertilionidae. The record is from RefSeq and is a predicted model, not a curated record.
GCUGUGAGGACUCAAACCCAGGCCCGAGCUCCCUCCCUUUCUCCCUCCUCCUUCGUUCUCUGCGCCGCCGCCGGGCAGAGGUGGGGGUCUUGGAACAGGCCUAGGGGCUCAGCACCAUGGCCACGCUGAGCGUCAAGCCCAGCCAACGCUUCCAGUUGCAGGACUGGCAUACCAACAGCUACCUGUUGUCCACCAACGCUGAGAGGCAGCGAGAUGCGUCGCACCAGAUCCGCCAGGAGGCCCGGGUCCUCCGCAAUGAGACCAACAACCAGACCAUUUGGGAUGAACACGACAAUAGGACUCGACUGGCAGAGAGAGUUGAUACAGUCAACCGGUGGAAGGAGAUGCUGGACAAGUGUCUGACAGAUUUAGAUGCAGAGAUCGACGCCCUGACACAGAUGAAGGAGUCAGCAGAGCAAAACCUGCAGGCCAAGAACCUGCCCCUGGAUGUGGCAAUCCAGUGCCUGACCCUGCGGGACAGUCGGCGUGACAUCGAUGUGGUGAAGGACCCUGUGGAGGAAGAGCUGCACAAAGAGGUGGAAGUCAUUGAGGCCACCAAGAAGGCCUUGCAGCAGAAGAUUAACCAGACCUUUGAGAAGCUCUGCCUCCUGCAGGAAGUCCGACAGCAGCUCAACUCUGACCAUCGGGGCAAAAUGGAGACAUUGGACAUUGACAGAGGUUGCCUCUCUCUCGACCUCAAGUCCCCAAACAUCUCUCUGAAGAUUAAUCCCACACGUGUCCCCGAUGGCUCCUCCACACUUCAAGAGUGGGAUGAAUUUAGUCGGUUCAACAAGAACCGGGCAGAGGCUGAGAUGAAAGAAGCCACAGACCUGAGGGAGGCCAUCGCCCUCACUAUUGCUGAGACCAACAAUGAACUUGAAGCCCAGAGGGUUGCAACGGAAUUUGCCUUCAGAAAGCGGCUGCGGGAGAUGGAGAAAAUGUACAGUGAGCUCAAGUGGCAAGAGAAGAAUACUUUGCAGGAGAUCGCUGACCUGCAGGAGGACAUCCGGCACCUGGAGGAAGAUCUGCGCAGAAAGUUCCUGAACCUGAAGCUAUGCCAUACUCGGCUCGAGUCCAGAACCUACCGGCCCAAUGUGGAACUCUGCCGGGACCAGGCACAGUAUGGCCUCACUGACGAGGUUCACCAGUUAGAAGCAACCAUUGCCGCCCUGAAGCAGAAGUUGGCACAAGCACAGAAUGCUCUGGAUGCCCUGUACAAGCACCUGGCCCGGCUGCAGGCUGACAUCGCCUGCAAGGCCAACUCCAUGCUGUUGGACACCAAGUGCAUGGACACUCGCCGGAAGCUGACUGUGCCAGCCGAGAAGUUUGUGCCUGAGGUGGACACCUUCAACCGCACCACAAACCGUACCCUGAGUCCACUCAAAAGCUGCCAGCUGCAGCUAGCCUAGCCUUGGAGGCUGAGCGGGGAGGGG